Molecule: messenger RNA, 3958 nt
Organism: Tachyglossus aculeatus (Australian echidna)
Lineage: Eukaryota; Metazoa; Chordata; Mammalia; Monotremata; Tachyglossidae
Gene: SAFB2
Product: scaffold attachment factor B2
Exons: 21
Coding region: 310-3075 (921 amino acids)
Biological process (GO): regulation of transcription by RNA polymerase II; regulation of mRNA processing
Cellular component (GO): nucleus
Molecular function (GO): sequence-specific DNA binding; RNA binding
Source: RefSeq, a predicted model, not a curated record
CAGAAGUGCGCUUGCGCGUCGCCCUUCUCGGCCGAGAGUCCCGGGAGAAGCACGGGGAGAGGAGGGCCCGGGCCACGGUAGUCAGCGAGGGGCCGGCGGAACAUGCGUGCGCAUUCACAAAAGGGCGGGGAAGUGCAUGCACGUAGUCGGAAAGGGGGCAGUAAGGGUAACAGGAGUGCGUUUGCCUCACGAGCGGGCGCCAUUUUGUACCGGGAGCCACCUCCAGCCGCUAGCUGCGGCGAGAGCGUGUGAGAGAAAGCGAGCGAGCGAGCGAACGCGCGCGGGGGUUUGGGUUCCUUCCCCCCAGGGAUGGCGGAGGCGCUGGCAGGGGCGUUGGGCGACCCGGGUCCUGGCACGGCUUGCCUCCUCUUCGCCCCCUCCGAGCCCGGCGCCCGGCGGCUGUGCGACUUGCGGGUCAUCGACCUCCGGGCAGAGCUAAAGAAGCGGAACCUGGACAGUGGCGGCAACAAGAGCGCUCUGAUGGAACGACUGAAGAAGGCGAUUGAGGAAGAAGGGGGAAAUCCCGAUGAGAUCGAGGUUGGUUCUGACAUCUCAAGCAAGAAAGCCUCAAAGAAAUUCAGUAAAGUAGGUCGGAAGCCGGAAGAGGAUGGGGCUGAAGAUAAUGGACUAGAGGAGGAUUCUGGAGACGGGCAGGAGGAUGUUGAAGCAAGUUUGGAUAACUUGCAGGAUAUCGACAUGAUGGAUAUUAGUGUAUUAGAUGAAGCUGAAAUAGAUAACGGCAGUGCUUUAGGUUGCGGAGAGGAGUACAGUGCUGAUAACAUUUUUGACUCGCUGUCUGAUUGUAGAGAAAACGCUGAUGCAAAGAUGAAAGAGUUUCCAGAUCACCUUAUGGAACAUGCUGUGGACGAGGAAGGACUUGAAAACAGUUUAGAUGCUUCAUCACCUGAUGUCAUUGUAAUACAGGAUUUUGAAGAUCAGCCUUUGGAGCCAGAAAAUGAGAAAAUACUCGGCAUUUUGGGGGAAACUUGUAAAUGUGACCCACUUAAAGAAGAAGCUUCUGAACUGGAGCGGCCAAGUGCCCAGGACGCAAGUAACGAGGGGCCGGUCCUAAAGUUCCUGGAGGAAGAGGACGAAUUAGCCGCCAGCCAUUCUGAGGAGGAGGUUUUUGACUUGGACGGCGAGUCAACACAAGCCAUGGCGAGGAAGGCCGAAAAGCCCUUAGGGGUAGAGAAAGGGGAGACAAGCGAGCAGGCGUUAGACGAAGAGAAAAUGGACUCUGACACUUUAGUGGUAGAAAGCCCAAUGGAUCAGGGUAGCAAAGCGUCAGAAAAUGCAGAAGCCUCCUCUGGUGGCGAAGCCCAGGAAGCAGUGGAGAGAGACUCCAGCCCUGAAACCAAAGAUUGCCAAGAAGACUCUAAGAAAACAGAAGAUGAAGCUAGCCAAGAAGACUCCCCCGCAACUAAAGAGUCCUCUACCAAUGAGGGCGGUGAUCAGAAAAUGAGCUCUGUUGAUGACGGUCCGGAUGCAAAAGCGGUCUCAAAGGAGGAGAAAGGUCGCACUAGUAGCAGUUCUGGUAGAAAUUUGUGGGUUAGUGGACUUUCUUCAACUACUAGAGCUACAGAUUUGAAGAAUCUUUUCAGCAAAUAUGGAAAGGUGGUUGGAGCUAAAGUGGUGACUAAUGCUCGCAGUCCCGGGGCUCGAUGUUACGGUUUUGUAACAAUGUCUACAUCCGAGGAAGCGACAAAAUGCAUCGGUCACCUCCACCGAACUGAAUUACACGGGAGGAUGAUUUCUGUCGAAAAAGCUAAAAAUGAACCCGCUGGGAAGAAGCCCUCUGACAGAAAAGACAGUGAAAUGAAGAAGGAUAAAUCAGCCAGCAGCGACAGGCAUCAUUCUGCUGACUCCAGACUUGAAAAUAGAGCUGGACUUAAGAAGGAUGAGAAAACUGACAAAAAGGAUGAUAAGAAAAGUGAAGAGAAGAAGGAUGAAAAAGACAAGGACCAAGAAGAACUGAAGCCCGGGUCUACAGAUCGAUCUAGGACCACCAAAUCAGGAAGCAGAGGGACAGAACGGACAGUUGUAAUGGAUAAAUCUAAAGGAGAGCCUGUAAUUAGUGUAAAAACUACAACUAGAUCUAAAGAACGGAGUUCUAAGAGUCAAGAUCGCAAGUCAGAAAGUAAAGAGAAGAGAGACAUUUUGUCCUUCGAUAAAAUCAAGGAACAGAGGGAGCGAGAACGGCAGAGGCAGCGGGAGCGGGAGAUCAGAGAAACCGAAAGACGACGGGAGCGAGAGCAGCGGGAGAGGGAACAGCGCAUCGACGCCUUCCGUGAACGGAAAGAAAAAGCCAGAUUGCAGCGGGAACGUGUGAGACUUGAAUGUCAGAGGCAGCGUUUAGAGCGAGAGCGGAUGGAAAGGGAGAGGCUGGAAAGGGAGAGGAUGCGAGUAGAACAGGAGAGGAGAAAAGAGCAGGAACGCAUCCACAGGGAACGGGAAGAGCUCCGGCGCCAACAAGAACAGCUACGUUACGAGCAGGAACGGCGUCCUGCCCUGAGAAGACCAUAUGACAUGGACUCGAGGCGAGACGAUUCGUAUUGGUCAGAAGGGAAGAGGGCUGCUAUGGAAGACAGGUAUCGCUCCGAUUUUAACCGCCAGGAUCGCUUCCACGACUUUGACCACAGGGACCGAGGCCGAUAUCAGGACCAUUCUGUGGACAGGAGGGAAGGUUCAAGAUCGAUGAUGGGCGACCGAGAUGGACAGCACUACCCAGAUGACCGCCAUGGAGGUCCGGAUCGCCAUGGACGAGAUUCCCGCGACGGGUGGGGAGGCUACAGCUCGGACAAGCGGAUGAGCGAUGGGAGAGGGAUGCCUCCCCCCAGGGGAGGCCGUGACUGGGGAGACCACGGUCAAAGGAUAGAUGAUCAUCAAGGUCGUUCAUGGCAGGGCAAAGUGGAUGGCGGCAUGAUGAGCCGAGAUCACGAGAGGUGGCAAGGUGGUGAGAGGGGCGUGUCUGGUCGCUCAGGACCAGGCCAUAUGAUGAACCAGGGAGGAAUGUCGGGCUCGUUCUCCCUCCUGCCUAGGAAAGCCACUGACAGCCCUCAAAAAUACGGGACCUAAGACGCACAUGACAUCACAUGCAUUACGCCGGACACGCAGCGUAACACAAUGCCGUCACCAGGGCCACUUUGAGGAAGUGCACCAAGGUCACCUGAACCUAGAGCAUUUCUCCGGGCAGGGGGACUGCACCCCCCGCUCCCCACACCCCUCCAAGACCUGCUGCCAGAGCCGUUGCAUUCCCUUCCUGGCUCCCUCUGAGCACGGACACCAUCUCUAAUCCACAGAACUCAACAGCAGGAGCCGCAGCAACAGGAGGCUGGGUCCUUAAAAAUAAGAAUACUGGACAUAAGAGCAUUCAAUACCUUGUCUGUACUGGAUGGGGGAACCGACCAGCUGGAAAACAGAUCGUCCCCUGCAAAACCGGAUGAACGGUCCCUCUUUGACCCUGCCAGGACGCUUGAGGCCAGACCCAGCCUGCAGCCGACCCCGUGGCUCUUGCCCAGGAUGCCCUCUGUUACUCGUCUAAACGGGUCUGGGAGCUACCCAGCUGGAGGAGGUCCUUGCUGUCCGCCCUCCCUCCCUCCCAGGUCGUGAGGAGACUGGGAACUGGGCAUGUGAUGAUGGACGACCGCUUGGAUCCACUAGAUGUCAGCCCUGGCUCACAUAUCCUGCUCUGGCUGUCUGCAGCGGGCCCUGCUUCCCUUCAGCUCCCCUGGCAGGCCCAGGCCAGCCCCUUGUCUUCCCAUCAGGUGUCCGUCCGAAGCAGCGGAGGAGGACGGAGAGGCGGAGUGCUUGGCGAGUCCCCGUAAGAGACAGAGCUGUUCAGACUGGGCUGCUUCAGUGCAUCGGGAAGACGACCGUAAGGUUGUUUGAGCAGGGAACAUGUCUCCCAACUCGGUUGUAUUGGACUCUCUCAAGCACUUACUACAGUGCUCUGCACACA